AUGCAGGUGGAAAAUAAGAAGACGGCAAAGGAAGUAUGGGAUUGUCUCAAGACGAGGUUCGUCGGUGCAGACCAUGUAAAGAAUGCACGAUUGCAGACAUUGAAGAGUGAGUUUGAUAGGAUGCAUAUGAAUGACAGUGAGUCGCUCGAUCAAUAUGAUGGUCAACUCACAUCCAUAUCGAUCAAGUUUAUCAAUGUGGUAGCCGACAUCGAGCAAUUUUACAACCUCGAGAAGUUAACAUUCGAGGAAGCAAUUGGAAGGCUGAAGGCCUUCGAGGAGCGCACGCGCAAGAGAAGCACAAAUAUUGGAGAAAACGAAGGACAAGUGUUACUCACUCAAGAGGAGUGGAAGGCACGGUUGAAAAAGGACGAGGAAGACUCGAUGAAUCAGUGGAAAAAGGAUUCCACAGAUAGUGGGACCCGUGGUCAAGGAGGUAGAACCCGAGGUAAAGGCCUAGGGAGAGGAGGCCAAGGAGCACCAUCUCAGAAAGACAAAGAAGGUGGUUCAGGUGGUCGAAGAGCUCCUCGAGACAAGAGUCACAUUCGCUGUUUUAAUUGCAACGAGAUGGGACAUUACUCAACACAAUGUCGAGAAAAGAAGAACGAGGUAUCACACCUUACCCACACAGACAAUGUCGAACCAGCAUUGCUUAUGGCAAUCUUAGAGGAGAUUCCGCCAAUUAAUGUUGUCAUGCUGAAUGAAAUGAAGUUGACUCCAGAAAUUUUAGAAGCUAAGAACGACGAGACAUCAAGAGAUGCUUGGUUCUUAGACAACGACGCUAUCAAUUACAUGACUGACGAUAAAGAGAAGUUCUUUGAACUAGACAAGGUAGUCACCGAAAAUGUGAAAUUCGGAGAUGGUUCCACGAUACAAAUUUGUGGAAAAGGUUCCAUCAUGUUCAAAUGCAAAAAUGGCGACCAGUGGCUUCUCGAGGGAAUUUUUUCAUUCCUUCUUUAA
Messenger RNA from Impatiens glandulifera, 957 nucleotides. RefSeq lists its product as uncharacterized. The transcript is spliced from 2 exons. The coding region runs from base 1 to 957 and encodes 318 amino acids. The record is from RefSeq and is a predicted model, not a curated record. Gene Ontology annotation, molecular function: nucleic acid binding; zinc ion binding. NCBI's taxonomy places the organism in Eukaryota, Viridiplantae, Streptophyta, Magnoliopsida, Ericales, Balsaminaceae.